GUUGAAAGUGGUCUGUGCGCCGCAACUUGACUUCAUCGUGUCCAACGACAUUCCCUCCCUUCUUACUACUGCGCACAAUCAAAAGGCUACAUCUCUCGAGCCAGUGCCAUCACCGCAAUUUCCCUCACUUUAAUGGACAACUCGUAGAUCAGGCCAGGUAAGGCGAAUUCCAAAUCUGCUUAACGACGCGCCCAUUGCCCCGUUUGCUCUGCAAGAUGCCGUUUGCAUGGCCCUGUGCAACCACCGUGCAUGCGUAUCCCACAAUUUGUGUCAUUGGCGGUUUUUAUUCCCCUUUCCUCCACAACAUGUUACCUGUCUUUCCCAUCUCCUCUUCUUGACUUUUCACCCAUCAUCACCACCCCCUCAACAUGGCAACGAACGGGCAAGAGCUCGACGAGUGCAGCAACUGCCGCGCCACGCAGUCCACCGAUGGCACGCCUCUCUCCACCUGCGCCAAAUGCCACUCCAGAAAGUACUGCAGCUGCACCUGUCAAGCCGAGCGCUGGCCCUUCCACAAGACCUUCUGUGGCAAAACGCCCAUCCAGGCGGUAGACGACCGCUCACCCCCCACCGAGCAAAUGCGCGGCUAUGGCAUCGUCACCACACCCCUGCCAUCCCUGUCCCCAGAGUAUCGCAACGUCUGCGGUCACCACAUGUGCACCUCCGCCCCCUCAUCGUGGGUGCACAAUGCCCCAGUCUGGAUUGAUGUCCCCAUCAGCACCGCUGUCGGCAUGCCCAUGCGUAUGCUGGCGGCGCCAGUGACCAGCGCUCUGCGCGCCUUCACCAACGGGACGGUCAACGCUCUGGGCAUCGACAUCGAUCCGACUUCGGCCACCUUCGGCGAGAUCCACUGGGCUUCCAAUCAACCGCCCAUGGGCGAGUGUCUCCUGGUUCGCGUCGAUGGGCGAACAUUUCACAUGACGCACGUUAUGGCGCUGUAUCGCUAUGCCCGCGAAAAGGCCUCGGGGCGAUCAAAGCGGCUACCAGGCAGGAGGCGGCGGGGAAGACGGUGGACAGGCAGGCUCUUGUGGCAAAGUACCUGAGUCCCAAGGGGUUCAAGAUCUUCUUCGAAGAGAUGAAGGCGGCGGAGAUUGGGAGCGAUCCGACGGCGUGGGAGGGCGUGGAGUGUCCGGUGGAGGUGGUUUGAGGGGUGAGGCAACAAUGGCAUGGCGGAGGUGCGCCGAAUACCGGAGCGAGACCUUGAGAGAGCAUGCAGCAUGUGACAGUGGCCAAUGCGCCUUCCAGUUUGUGAAUGUGGCAAAUUCGCGUUCCUUCCCUUUUCAGCACUUCUCGCACAUUCUCUUCCUCCCACGAACCUUCUCUU
Messenger RNA from Neohortaea acidophila, 1324 nucleotides. RefSeq lists its product as uncharacterized. The record is from RefSeq and is a predicted model, not a curated record. The transcript has a single exon. Lineage: Eukaryota; Fungi; Ascomycota; Dothideomycetes; Mycosphaerellales; Teratosphaeriaceae. Bases 369 to 1043 code for a protein of 224 amino acids.